AUGCUGCUGCCGCUGCUGCUGCUUCUACCCCUGCUCUGGACGGGGUCCCUGGCUCAGGGCUUGGGCUUCCAGCUGCAGGUGCAGGAGACGGUGAAGGUGCAGGAGGGCCUGUGCAUCUCCGUGCCCUGCCGCUUCUCCCACUCCAAAAUGUUCUGGACUGAGUCUUUCCCAGCUUUUGGCUACUGGUUCCAGGAAGGGGCCAGUGUAUACCAGCAUGCUCCGGUGGCCACAAACAACCCAGGUCGUAAAGUGCAGGAGGAGACCCAGGGCCGAUUCCGCCUCCUUGGGGAUCCCUGGGCCUACGACUGCUCCCUGGACAUCAGAGAUGCACAGAGAAGGGACUCGGGGACAUACUUCUUUAGGGUGGAGAGAGGGUCUUUGAUGAGAUAUAAUUACCUGCAGAAUAAGCUCUCCGUGUUUGUGACGGCUCUGACACAGACACCUGACAUCCACAUUCAAGGACCCCUUGAAUCUGGCCACCCCAAGAACAUUACCUGUAGCGUGCCAUGGGCCUGUGAGAGGGGGACACCCCCCACCUUCUCCUGGAUCGGAGUUGCCCUCCCCUCCUGGGGCUCCAAGGCUCCCCACUCCCCCAUACUCACCCUCACCCCGAGGCCCCAGGACCACGGCACCAACCUCACCUGUCGUGUGACCUUCCCCGGAGCUGGUGUGAGCACAGAGAAAACCGUCCAGCUCAACGUGUCCUAUGCUCCACAAAACCUGACCGUCCACACCUUCAGGAGAAACAGUACAGGUAUCUCCUGUUCCUGUCCCCAAAUCUCUGGGGGCUCCUGGCCUCUAAUCCUCACCCUACUCAGAGGGGCCCUCAUGGGCACUGGCUUCCUUUUGACCUAUGGCCUCACCUGGAUCUACUACACCAGGUUCAAAGGCUCCAAAGAGAGUAAGGCUGCAAGUUGUAACUGAGCCCUCUUCCUCACGGUGGUGCUGCUGACCAGCGGAUGAGGAUCUGUCAAACUACAGAUGCUCACCGCAGAGACUCGCUCCUGUACAGCUCUGUGGAGCAAGGGGGUCCUGGGGGACUGGACCCUGCCUCCUCUCCAGGGAAUCAGGUCUCUCUACCUCUGGCCACUAAGACUCUUCCUGCUGGUUCUGCAUCCAUGGUGAGGAGGGCACAGAUGGAUUUUUGUUAUAAUUAAUUUGAAUUAGGCAUACCCUGUGUAAUAUGUUGCUUCUGUGUGUUUAUCUUGGAUAAGCCCAAAAUUCAACCCCACAAUACAGUGCUAUAAAUCU
Molecule: messenger RNA, 1251 nt
Organism: Neogale vison (American mink)
Lineage: Eukaryota; Metazoa; Chordata; Mammalia; Carnivora; Mustelidae
Product: sialic acid-binding Ig-like lectin 14
Exons: 6
Coding region: 1-924 (307 amino acids)
Biological process (GO): cell adhesion
Cellular component (GO): plasma membrane
Molecular function (GO): sialic acid binding
Source: RefSeq, a predicted model, not a curated record